CUGAAGGAUUGUUCUGGAAACGUCAUUGUUUCAGUUUCUCUGUGCUGCUGUUCAAUAAACGUUUGUCGUGUUUUCAAGUGACAAACGUGUUUUUUGUUUACUUGACGACAGCUAACGUCACUUAAACCGCUUUGUAUCCGCGGGUUUCCAUGGAGACGGAGGAUUAACUAACCCAGCCGGCCGCCGUCAGCGCACCGGGACGAGCUCAAAGAUCCACAGUCAGACUGGAACCUGUGACAUCGUGCUUCAUGGUCGACAUCUCAACCCCUCGGACACAGAGUUCCUCCUGUUCACACCUACCUUAAAAAACCUGGUUCAGCUUUAUUAGCAGAUACUGAUGUGACCGUUAAAUACAGCUGUCUGGUCCAGAGAUGGAGGAGCAGAGGGAGGCGGGAGGAGGUGCAGACUCUCAGGAGAACAGAGGAGGUAUCAGGUAUAUAACAGAGGAGUUGCUGUUGAAGCUCUCUGGUUCUUCGUCUCUGGUUCUGGUUCGUUCUCUGAAUCUGUCGUCAUCAGCUGGAGAAAAACACAUCAAGUUUAUAGAGAACCUGCACAGCUGUCAGCGUCUGCAGGUUUUAAACUUGAACCACAACCUGAUCCAGAGGAUGGAGAGACUGAACGCUCUGACACAGCUGAGAGAGCUGCAGCUGGCCCACAACAACAUCCAGAGGAUUGAGGGACUGGAGCUCAUGUCCAGUCUGCAGCACCUGAACUUGUCCUACAACCGGAUCGACCACGUCCCCGUGUGGAUGGGGAGGAAACUGCGCUCACUGCACACGCUUCACCUGCAACACAACCUCAUCACAUCACUGUCUGAGGUGUCCAGACUGCGUUCUCUGAGCAGCCUAUCAGAGCUGUCUUUGUCAGGAAACCCCGCCUCUUCGCUACCACACUCCCGCCUCUUCCUGCUGUACCACCUGAGGACUCUGGACAGGCUGGACAACCAGCCAAUCACACCAGAGGAAAGAGGACACGCCCAUCAGCGCUUCCACGCCGAGGAGCUGGAGCGUCUGCAGCACCAGGUGGACAGCAGCCAAUCAGAGCUGAGCAGGCUGCAGAGGGAGCGGCAGGCUGCAGUGACUCGACUCCACCAGCAGGAGGAGACGAACCGAACGCUGACGGCUCAGACAGAAACACAACGACACACACACACACUGCUGGAGCAGGAACUGCACACCAAGAACCAGCUGUUGGAGCGGACGACGGCCGAGUUGACCCGAGCCUUUCACAAACUGUACGAGCUGGAGCAGGAGCUGACGUUCUACAAGAUAGACGCCAAGCUCAGCCCUCUGCCCAUCAUACAGGAAGUCGACGCUGUGGACUCUGUGGCUGAGAGUCCGUACAUAGGCAAGGCUCGACACAUCAGGAACACCAUCACCAUCUCCUCCUCCUCCCUGCAGACCCAGGAGGACACAGACGUUCACACUGACAUGGAGUCAUCACGCCCCCUGCUUGAAGACUGCAGAACACAGCAGAGCACAGCUGAGGCUGGCCUGCAGAUGACCUGUCAGACUCAACAGCAGCUGGAGGCAGAUCUUACAGCACCUGAGGAAAACAAAACACACAGACAGGAGGUGCUGUGUUGUCUCCUCGGUAAACUGUCCGUCCUGGACAAGCUGAGAGACGAAGCAGAGGAGAUGAGCAGACAGAUGGACAGACAGACGGAGGAGAGCAGGAGGACCCAGAGAGAGACAGAAGAUCUGGAGACACAACUACUGACACUGGACAUCACAGACCCACAACAUGCCCGUGUGACGUCCCGGUUGGCCAGUGUGAGACAGCUGUUGGACAGGAUGAGCAGGAAGCAGAGCGAGCUGGAGGGUCGCCUCGACGACAUGCUGACACGCAUCGCCAUGGAGACACAGGAGAUCAAAGAGCUGGAGCAACAGCUGACCGACGGUCAGAUUUUGGCUAAUGAAGCUCUUCAGAGGGAUUUGGAGGGAAUCAUUUCUGGACUUCAGGAGUAUCUGAGAUCCCUCAGAGAGCAGGCUCGUCGAGCUCAGCAGCAGGUUCACAGUCUGCAGGAUGAAAACCAGAGUCUGCAGCUCCACCUGCAGGACGCUCAGAGACACUGCAGACAGCUGCAGGACACGGCCAGGACACACACACAGAACAUGUCCCUCCAGCAGGAGGAGCUGUCUGUGUUGCAGAUGGAGGCCCAGGCUCUGAGAGACAGACAGGUGGAGAGCAGCAGACAGCAGGUGGAGCUGGAGGCGGAGCUCCAGCAGCUGAGGGAGGAGCUAAGCCGGCAGCUCACACUGGGAAAGUUGGAGCGUGAUGCGCUGCAGGCAGCUGUAGACAAAGAGAAACAGAGCAGAGAGAUCAGAGAGUCUCAGCUACAGUCAACCAUCGACACACUGCAGGAUGACAAAUCAUCUCUCCAGCAGAUUGUUCACAAACUUCAGGCCCAACUGGACCAAACUGAAGACCAGUUACACCAGAGCAGAACCCAGUUUAAAGAGACCAGGAGCCAGCUGGAGCAGCUGUCAGCUGCCUUGUUGGAUCCUCAGCUGCAUCUGGACGAGGACAGAACCAGAGCAGAGGACAAGUCCAGUCCUGAGGACACGUUGUCCAGCAGUGUGGAACAGCUCUACAGGACCGUCCAGCAGACCAGGACUAGCAAGGAGCAGGUCCACAACCAAAACCAGCAGCAGAUAGAAAGACUGCAGGCCCAGCUGGCCCAGGACCAGGAACACAUAGCCCAGCUGGAAGCCCAGCUGGCCUGGGACCAGGACCUGGUGACCCGCGGCGUGGAGCAGGAUCAGGAGCUGCAGAGACUCCGAGACAAACUGCAGAGAUCUCAGAGCACGAACAGACACAUCCAACACAAACUGGAGGCGGAGCUACAGCAGAGCCGUCUGCAGCUUCAGGACGUCCAGCAAGAGAGAGACGCUCUGCUCCUGCAGCUGCGUUCACAGAGCGACGGUCACCAGAAGAGCCUCGCACGUCUGAACAGGAAACUACGGCAACUCAGCAGGUUCAUGUGCGACUCUGAUCAGCUGACAAGCGAACAACUGAGAUCAACCUCCGAACAGCUGAGAGCUCUGAACCGCACUGUGGAGCUGCUGCACACACAGAAAACUGUGGAUGAGCACGACGACAGCUCUCACCAAACUGAACACACACACACUCUGCAGGACGAACACACACACACUCUGCAGGACGAACACACACACACUCUGCAGGACGAACACACACACGCAGUGGAGGAGCUGAGAGCAGAGCUGGCUGAAGCUCAGCAACAUGCAAGCAGACUGAGACAGCAGCUGGACCAGGUCAGGACCAGGACCAGGACCAGGAUUAGGACCAGGACCAGGAGCAGGAGCAGGACCAGGAGCAGGACCAGGACCAGGAUCAGAGAUGGAGGCCAGUGGUGCUUCAUCCCUCCUGGACACAGUGCUCCCAGUCUGGGCUCUCAGGGGACUCAGGACUCUGGUUUGGGGCUGCAGUACCUCAGUUCUCCUGAGAGGGCACAACAGCAGCACAGACCUCCUACAGGAGGCGGGUACUGGGUCUACAUCCCCCCGGCACACACCGACUCUGACACAGGAGCAGAGUGGAGGGACAGUGGAGGAGGCAGUGAUACUGACCGCAGCUCCAGAGGAGGGACUCCUCCUCCUCCUCCUGCCCCAGCUGCAGGUGUCUCUGAGGGGCCCUCUGACGCUCAGACUCCCCUGGCUGGACCCGCCUGGCUGCUCUGUGGUUCACCUGCAGCUGUUGUCUACAGUCCUCCUGCGGGGGGCGCCGCACUGCACUGUAACAUCCCUGAACACACACACAGGGAAGGCAUGUGUGUGUGUGAAUGUGAGAGGCUCAGAGAGGCAGAGCGACUGGAGGAAGAGAAGAAGAAACUACGACUGGAAACCAAACAACUACGACACACACUGAGACGACACAGGAGUGUGAAGCUGGUGUGUGAUGAGGUGGAGUGUGUAGAGAAAACUCUGCUGAAGAGACGAGCUGAACUCCGUCAGGCUGACAGACUGCUGCUGGAGGCUCAGAGCUGCAUACACACCACCAGAGACCAGGCCAGAUCAGCCCAGCGGGAGGCGGACACCUUGCAGCACAGAGCUCAGGACAGCGCCACCUGUCUGCUGGAAGCCACGCAGCACGUCAGAGAGCUGCAGGAGGAGCUGGAGGAGCUGAGGAGGAGGAGGCAGCUGGAGGAGCAGACUCUGAGGGAGGUGGAGGAGGUGCUGAGGAGCAGAGAUCAGAAGUUCCAACAACUCAGCACGAAAACACACUCAGCUGCAGACAGACUGGCUCUCGUGCUGUCGGACUGUCAGGAGGCUCAGAGGCGUCUGGACUCGGUGAACAGUCAGGUGGAGCAGCAGGAGCAGAGGCUGCUUCAGGGGAAGGAGGAGCAUCACGCCGCUCUGAGCAGACUGAAGGAGGUCAGACAGGAGGAGCAGCGACUGCAGGACGCCGUCAAGGAGCUGUGGGAGCAGCAGGAGGUGCUGUUGAGUGAGAGGAGGUCUUCAGUCUCUGCUGUGAACGAGGAGGAGCAGAAACUCCUCACGCUGCAGUCUGAGCUCAACACCCACAGAGCAGAGCUGAAACGGGUCCUUCAGGAGCUGCUUGCAGAGCAGCAGGCUUUGGAGGAAGUGAAAACCAAGCGCACCCAGACUCUCCAGCGGCUCCACAAGAAGAAAGACGAGCUGGACGGAACCAAGGACGAGCUGGACAGAACCAAGGAUGAGCUGCACGGAACCAAGGACGAGCUGCUCAUGAAGCAAGAAGAGUUGGACAGGAAGCGGGAUUUGUUGGACGGGAUACAGGACGAGGUGGAGAAGAAGAAGGACGAGCUGGUAAACAAGCAGCACAAGUCGGACCAGAAGAGACACAAACUGGACAAAAUGCAGGAUGAAGUGGAGCGGAAGAGGGAGGAGCUGGCUGCGCUGCAACAGGAAGUUGAUUCCCACAGAAAAGAGUCAGAGUCACGUCUCAAAAAUACUAAACAGCAGCGAACAGAACUGCAGGAGCUGCAGGAGGAGCUGAGCAGGAGGAGGGAGGAGAGCAGCAGCCUGCAGGAGCAGUGUAAACACCUGGAGGCCAGACGGAGGCACGCCGACAGGUGUCUGUCAGCGACGGAGGCGGAGCUUGCUAAACAGAGGGAGGAGCAUAGCCGCGCCCAGCUCCUUAAACAGGAAGUGAUCCGAGAUACGGCAGCCGCUCAGGAGCAGCUUAAUGAGAACUCCGAGCUGCUGUCGCUGCUCAGUGAACAGCUGGAGCAGAAGAAGAAGCAGCUGCAGACUGUUGAACAGGAGCUGAAAGAGUCCAGUCAGCAGCAGCAGAGAGCAGAACACAUCCAACACAAACAGGUGUCUGCUGGGUUGGACGAUGUUAAAGCUGCAGCGUGUCAGCUGGAGGACAGGGGGCGCCGUCUGAACCACCAGCAGCUGCAGCUCAACCAGCUCAGUGAGCAGCUGUGGCAGAGAGAGAAACAGCUGCUUUGUGAGGAGGAGGGGCUUAUCCACAUGAGGGCGGGGCUACAGCGGAAAGGGGAGGAGCUAAUUCAGACAGAGGAGGGGCUACAGAAAAAACAGGAGGAGCUCCAGAAGAAAGAGAAGGAGGAGGACAGCAGGGAGGUGUUAAAGGAGGAGGACGAGUCUUUCUAUCUGUCUACAGCUGGUCUGAGAUCAGCUUUCAACACUGAGGAGGAGAGGUGGAAGGUUGAGUUGCAAAGAGAAAAACUGAGACAACAAGAAGACCGACUAAAGGCUCGUCUUCGCUGCAGUUUGUGGAACCAGCAGGAGAAUCUGGAGGUGAGACGACUGGAGACGGAGGAGAGUUUACUGGGACUGAAACACAGACUGGACCAGCUGGACUCACUGCUCACACACACUGAAACACACACUCCCUAACACACACACACACACACACACACCAAACAUUCAGUAACCCGUCUGUCUGACUUUAACAGAGAAACAUAUGCAGCUCAAACUGACGUAACUUUAUGAAUCUAGAGUCACGCAGCAGCCGAUUAAACUCACACAAUGUUUUCAAAACCUCACACAUCCUUCUUCUCCUGUUCACACACGACUAAACAUGAAGAGAUACUGUCGUCCUUCUCAAGUUCAGCUGCAGAUAAUACGAGUCCUCAUCAGUCUGAGUUACACAAAUCAAGUCUGUUACAGUCUGUUUAGUUC
Messenger RNA from Thunnus maccoyii (southern bluefin tuna), 6149 nucleotides. It is a transcript of the gene cntrl, whose product is annotated as centriolin. Gene Ontology annotation, molecular function: protein binding. The coding region runs from base 372 to 5864 and encodes 1830 amino acids. The record is from RefSeq and is a predicted model, not a curated record. The transcript is spliced from 41 exons. NCBI's taxonomy places the organism in Eukaryota, Metazoa, Chordata, Actinopteri, Scombriformes, Scombridae.